GAGAGUUCAGAUGGCUAGAGGGGUCCCCCAGCUUGCCAGGGAAGGCGUGAGGAGGGGGUAACUUCCUGGUCCACCGACCCUCUGAGAAAGUAGCCUUUGCAUUUCUUCCCAGGAUUAGAAGACUUUUCUAGGGGAGAAGGCUCACUCAUCUGAAAUCCUGAAGCUUCCUGCAAAACCAUCUGCCGAGCCAGAGACUCUAGUCUCCCAAGAAAGUCCUGUUGAUUCUGUGAAAAUAACCAGUAGCGCUGGUUUGGGCCAUCCUUGCUCCACAAAAUCAAAAUGGCAGCUGAGUGGGGCAAUGCAUCAGCCUUGGGUUUAAAGCUAAAGGUGGCAUCAGAGAGUGGAACGCAGCUGGAGGAAGUGGUCUUGGCAGGCCCAGACUCUGAGAAGAUGGUAGAAAAAAGUUCUCUUGUGAUCCGGGCUGGGAGCUUGAGAGAAUUCUGGGGAAGUGCCAUCCCCCCACAGGUUAAACAGGAGCCAAUUGAAGAGCUUCAGCAGUGCUGGGAGGCUCAGCUUCAGGGGUUUGUGAAAGCGCUGGAUGCCCCUCGCUUAGAUGGAGGCAGUUCUCAGAUGCAGCAGCCCAUGCCAAGGCCCAAUCCUGAGGAUUUUCUGUCCCUGUUUGGGGACACAACUGAGCUUAAUCAACAGCGUGAAGUAGAAAAAACGACACUACUCUCGCUAGGCCUCUGUAAGGAAUCGCAAGCAACUGAUCGAAAUCCCUUGGCCACAGACUGGAGUGGGGAAAUGAAGGAAGAAACCUUUGAUGGGGAAACGGUUGCCUUGGAUUCACAACGGCAACACUUCAGGCAUUUCUCCUACUGGGAAGCAGAAGGACCACGGGAAGUUUGUCGAAGACUCCGUGAACUUUGCUACCUGUGGCUGAAGCCGGAAAGUCACACCAAGGAGCAGAUUCUGGAGCUGGUGAUCCUGGAGCAGUUUCUGACCAUCCUCCCGAAAGAAAUCCAGAGCAGAAUCAGGGCCUGGGACCCCGAGACUUGUUCCCAGGCGGUGGCCUUAGCCGAAGAUUUCCUUCCGAAGCAGCGACAGGAUCAGAGGGGAGAUGAGAAGGUGCUGAGGCCAUUGGAGGAGUCGGAUCCCUUGGACACAUGGCAAAAUCCAGCAUUCAGACAGAUCAAACAGGAGGAGGACUUGGAUGCAAACAGGCCGGGUCAUUCAAGGAAGGAGAAUAAUCAACCAGAUGUCUCUGGGGAAAUAGAAACAGGAACAACUGAGAAGAAAGUUUUCCAUGGCUCUGAUUGGUGGGGAGCUUGUGAGGGUCACACGAGAAUCAGUACUGGAAAGGAAAGGGAGACGUUAAUUCACUGCCCUCAGGGCUACAAGCAACUUGACAAAACUCUCAAAGGUGUGAGAGAGCAAGCAUGCACUGAAUGUGGGCAGUUUUGGAGAGGCAAGGUGGAACUUAUUCAGACCCAGAGAAUGCACCCAGGAGAGAAACCUUACAAAUGCUCAGACUGUGUGAAGAGCUUUAGCCGGAAAGCUGACCUUGUCAGUCAUCAGAGGAUCCACACGGGGGAAAAACCGUACAAAUGCAUCAUUUGUGGGAACAGCUUCAGUGACAGCUCUAGUCUCAGCAGGCACCGGAGGACUCACAGCAAUGAGAAACCAUAUAUAUGCAGCGACUGUGGGAAGAGCUUUGCUCACAAAGCAAACCUGAUUAAACAUGAGAGAACCCACACGGGAGAGAAACCAUACAUGUGCUUGGAGUGCGGGAAGAGCUUCAGCCAGCAGUCAAAUCUUAUCUUGCACCGAAGGACCCACACUGGAGAGAGACCGUAUAAAUGUCCUGACUGUGGGAAGGGUUUCAGCCGGAGGUCGCACCUCCGUGUCCAUGAGAGAGCCCAUACUGGAGAGAAACCUUUUCUGUGCUUGGUGUGUGGGAAAGGGUUUAGCCGGAGACCGAAACUUGUCACUCACCAAAGGAUACACACGGGAGAGAAACCAUAUGAAUGCUCUGACUGUGGGAAAGGUUUUACCGGUGCAUCAAGCCUUAAUAGACAUAAACAGACUCAUGCUGGACAGAAAAUGGAAAUCUCUGGUCAGCAACUAGUUUUUAACAAGGGCCAUGAUCUGAGCUGAGCAAGGGUACAACAGCCAGCAGCACGAGCCCUAUUCAGAUUCAGUUUCUGUAGACAUGUACGGGUUUUUAUGUGAAUGACUAUGUCUGUUCGUCUUAAAAUGUAACCUGGGUACAGGCCCCCUGAAAUGAAGGAUACAGAUAGGAAGUGUACUGCUGUAUGUAUGUUCAACAUAACAUGUGAAUAAUUGUAUGUGUGUACAGAUCCGUACAUGCAUACCCUUUAAACAGAAACCCUUUCUAUACACAGGUGUCAGUAUACAUGUACAUGGUUUUUCUGUGGAUGUCUGUACAUGUGUUCAUUUUAAAACUGAAACUGGGUACAGGCCCCUCAAAUGCAAGGUAUAGAUAGGAAGUGUACAGGAGGACCUAAGUAUUUGCAGGGGUUCCGCUCUCAUCUAGUACAGCAGAUAACGAAACAACGAAUACCGAGGCAUUGGGACAAUGGAAAUCCAGGAGUUAAGUUCCUGGAUGCUUCAAAAACGGCUAAAAAUGAGCCUAAAAUAGCGAAAAGGUGCCUAUCAUGCUCCAUGGGUCCCCUGUGUUUCAACAAUGCCCCCCCCGCAUCAAAAUCCAUUUUUAAAAAGCAAAAAAAAAAUCACAAUUUUUGGUCAAAAUGAGCCAUAAAAUGGCUCCCGAUCUCUCCCAACCACAAAAUAGCAGGCAGUAAUGACUUCCGUGGUCAUUUCUGGCUGCCCCUGUUCUGUGGCUAUGUGGCUAUAACCUGUUUUACGCUGGUUUUUCCUUGAGUGUACAUAGUUCAGGUGCCAAUUACCCAACAGCGGACUGCAAGUGCCGGACCUGCAAUUGAGGUUCUCCUGUACGGCUGUAGACUGCUGAGCAUAAUAUGCGAAUAACUGUACAUGUAUACACUAUACAUAGAUUUUAUGUGCGUUUAACAUAGUGUGUGAAUAAGGCUAGAUUCUUAUGUUUGGUGCAUGUACUAUCUGUGUACAAUGUACGCAUCUUAUUAACAGAUUAUGUCCAACGCUGUUCUUUGACCAAUGAUUCAUUCCUAGAGUCUUCCUCAAACAUUAUGUUGUACCUGCAUUCAGAUGUCUACAUGAUUUUGUCUGAUUGACUGUACCUACAAGCUAGUUAUUCCUACCAUAAGUGCUCAAUUUGCAGGGAAAACUUUAGUAACAAAGCAAACCUUGCCUCAGGCAGUCACUGGAGAAGCCACUUACUAAAAACAGUAAUAACAAAGUACUAUACAAAAGGCAGCAGAAAUGGGGAAGGGGCCAGUAUAGACUUAAUUAUAGCUGAGUGUGACUGUUUCUCAAAUGGUAACUCUUAAGCACAGUGCUCAGGGAGUAGGUCUCUAUUGAAUUGCAAUGGAAUUUCCUUCUGAGUAAACAUGCUAGGACCGUGCUGUAGAUUUGCCUACACAAUUUUAAAAUUUUAAACAAAUUAAAGAUUGAC
Molecule: messenger RNA, 3517 nt
Organism: Hemicordylus capensis (graceful crag lizard)
Lineage: Eukaryota; Metazoa; Chordata; Lepidosauria; Squamata; Cordylidae
Product: zinc finger and SCAN domain-containing protein 31-like
Exons: 4
Coding region: 280-2097 (605 amino acids)
Biological process (GO): central nervous system development; regulation of transcription by RNA polymerase II
Cellular component (GO): nucleus
Molecular function (GO): DNA-binding transcription factor activity, RNA polymerase II-specific; RNA polymerase II cis-regulatory region sequence-specific DNA binding
Source: RefSeq, a predicted model, not a curated record